AUGACCGAGGGCCUGAAGUUCAAGGAUUUGCUAUCACGGUUUACGAACACUCGAAACGAGACUGCAACCUCUUGGACAUUCUACAAUUUGAUAUUGCAUCCUCGCAUUGAAAACAAAUUGCUUGAAGAAAUCACGUCACAUGUCACCGACGAGAUUGAGAACGAUCCUGCUGCUCUGUAUGAAACUAUAAAGGGAAUGAAUUAUGCCCAUGCUGUGCUCUACGAAGUUUUGCGUUUGCAUUUAUCUAUCCCAAGUAAUAUCAAAUACGCCUUAAAGGAGGAUGUUCUUCCAGAUGGUACACACAUUCAAGCUGGCGAUUACAUAGGCUGGAGCCCUUAUGCUCAAGGAAGAUCCAUCAAAGUCUGGGGUCCCGAUGCUAAAGAGUUCAGACCGGAACGCUGGCUCACUCCCGAAGGCGAAGUGCGUCUUGAAUUUGAAGCGAAAUGGCCUGCUUUUCACGCUAGACCAAGAAUAUGUCUCGGUCGCGAAUAUUUCCAUCAUAAGCUAGCCAUGCCAUAUGGCAUGCAAGAUUUCGUGGAGCAGCGCUAA
Molecule: messenger RNA, 549 nt
Organism: Zychaea mexicana
Lineage: Eukaryota; Fungi; Mucoromycota; Mucoromycetes; Mucorales; Lichtheimiaceae
Product: cytochrome P450
Exons: 4
Coding region: 1-549 (182 amino acids)
Molecular function (GO): iron ion binding; oxidoreductase activity, acting on paired donors, with incorporation or reduction of molecular oxygen; monooxygenase activity
Source: RefSeq, a predicted model, not a curated record